ACAGUGCUGGACUACAGCAGGUUGCUGACAGGCUGAAACAUGGCAGAAGCUUUCGUGAACAAGGACCUGCUAGGCAACAGUGAAAAGAAGAAAGGUAGCUCCACUGUUGUUCUAGAAGACUUUUUCUGGGAUCAAUUCAUCAAGUACAUCAGCUCAACCAUUCUUGCUCUGACUGUGCUCAAUGUGACCGUGGAAUUCCUCAGAGGAGGUGGAAUAUUCUGUUUCCCUCCCUCUGACAAUUUUGCAAUUAAAAAUCCUAACUUGAAAGGGAAUGACAUAUAUGAAUUUGGACCAGGUCAAACAAACUACAUCAACAAUUACUGUGCAAGGAUCAUUUUGAAGACAGAAUAUUUUCCUAUUUACAUUCUCAUCCAUGGUAUUUUUCUGAUUCUUCCUCACUAUGUUUGGACUUCCAUCCACAGAGGAGAUUUUGGAAGUUUCUUUUCUGUCGUGAACAAGCUGGAUCACCUGAGGAACGACUAUGGCGAAUACGAUUCUAAUAAAUUUGAUCUUGUCACCAGGCUGGAGCAAGCGUACAGUGGACAAAGAAUCUUCUUUAGUUACAUUCUUAAGUUGCUAUGUCAGCUUGCAGUGUGCAUUGGGUCCUUGGCUUUUACUUCUUUGUUCUUUCUUGACUGUGAACUCGCAUUCAGCUUCUGUUGCCCGGAUGUAAACAUUUGCGUUACUCCAGAGGCAAGUCAUAUAACCUGCUCUCGAAUUAUCACCGAUGAAAUUCCUAAAGGUUGGCCAUUGAGCAUUAACGUUCCUUGUAUAUAUACUAGUUUAAGAAUACUUAAUCUGGUACGAUAUGCUGAUCUCGGUCUCUUGGUGAUUGCUACACUAUUGGUUAUCGUUGGUUUGGUUUGGUGUUGUGUUAGGCACACAGAACAACUGGGGCACAAAGAUAUUGCCAAGUUCUCCUUUCAGAGCUGCCUCAACUCAAAAUUUCACAGCUUUCCAUCACCAAUUUACUGGCCUUCACAUAAUUGGUGUUGCCAAUGUUUAACGACUGAUGAUUCUUCGCCAAAAUGGCAAAGGAUAUGUACUUUUAUAUUCACGCACUAUCCUGAGUUGCACUUGAAGCAUUUGAUGAGGCCUAGGAUUGAAAAUGAUACGAAUUUUCUUGUCUUAAUGCUUUUUCGUGCUGAUACUACCCAUGGACAAAUCUUCAAGAGCAUACAAAUAAGCAAGUACUUGAAAGCUCUCAUUGGAAGAGAUAACCAGCAACUACAUUUAUUCUCCAAAGUCUUGCCAGCUAUAGGAGCAGAAAAAGGUUUUCACAGUUAUUUCUAUAAUAAAGAAUUAGAAAGUCCAGAAGUAGGUUUAUUUGAGGAUUGCACAAAAAGUCUGGGCAAUCUAAAGUAUGUUGAGGAAUUGGAUUCCAAAAUGCGAGGUUGUAUCUAUAACUAUGUUAAAGCUUUUAAACAACAUCACUCCCUUGAGAACAACUUGGCUAUUGAUAUCUCUUUUGGAUCUGUGGGCUUUGCCAGAGUUCUAGCGAGGCCAUUUAAAAAGGUCGUCUCAUUAGAUUUUAGUAGUGAUGUUGGGAAACCAACUGAAAUCAGUGAUCACUUUUACGAAGCGUUGAAGCUCCCUGAUAACAGUUUCGCCAAAAACGAUGCCAAUAUUGCAUUGGUAAAAGAUAAAAUAGACGGAGCGAUUGGCAGUGAUCACAUUGACUUGAUUGUUGUCGGGCCACUGUUAGAGGCAUCACCAAAGAAAGUGAUAGUGAAACUGCUCCUAAGUCAUAUAUUCCGUGAUAACUACAAGUGUGAGGGUAAUAAGAACACAUGUCUGCUCAUUGUACGUCCUGUGAAGGUUGGCUCAAAAGAGGUUGGCUCAAAGGAGGUUAAGCCGAAGGGUGACUCAAAGAAGCUCACCAGUCAGUUUUCCCUCUAUGAACCCCCUGAAGAGCAGUUUGAAUCAGUCGACUUGUCAGUGCUAAAUAGUGAUGGAACAGUGAAAGAAAACUCUGGAAAAAAAUGUACAAUCGAGAUCAACGAAAUUUCCUGUGCAUUUGAGUUUGCAGCCUAUAAGUACAGUCCUAAUCAGGAGACUUCUGCAAGUUCACAAGUUGUCUGAGGUACUUCCAAGUUGAGGAAUCCACAAGAAGCGACCUAAUUGAUGUUUUAGAGAACUAUAUAAUAGUAGCAGAGGUCUUAUUUGUGGUUGUAUAGUUAUAUAUACCAGAUGAUACUUUUGUACAUUUUAUAAUUAUGUGUCUGCAAAAAUUAUUGUAGUAUGCAUGCUGGCUGAACUCCAUAGCUAGCUGUUUAUGUUGUGUAUUUAUAAAGUGAUAAGAAGUUGUUAUCAAGUGCA
Molecule: messenger RNA, 2319 nt
Organism: Halichondria panicea
Lineage: Eukaryota; Metazoa; Porifera; Demospongiae; Suberitida; Halichondriidae
Exons: 8
Coding region: 40-2082 (680 amino acids)
Source: RefSeq, a predicted model, not a curated record